CAUGCGCGACACUCUAUCUGAUCGCCUGCUCCGACGUGAGCUGCAGGACUCGGCUGGCCGUUCAAGAAAGGUUAGGUCGAUAUAUGGCGACAAGAACUGGAUACGUGAUCUGGACAUCGUGAACGAGCUCGACGGCCAUUCGGGCUGCGUGAAUGCUCUCAGGUUUGCCAUCUCCAACUGCUGCAUACCAUGGCUCUUCUCUAACUCGCUCGUCACUGUANGUUGGUCCAAGUCAGGCCGUCUCCUUGCCUCCGGCUCCGACGAUCAGCACAUCACCAUCCACACCUAUCAACCAGAUGACUCGAACUCGCAAUUCAAACUGGCCACUAGCAUCGCCACCGGCCAUCGUGCCAAUAUCUUCUCUGUCAAGUUCAUGCCUCAUUCGAACGACCGCACUGUCAUAUCCGCUGCCGGUGAUCACGAAGUCCGCAUCUUUGAUCUGGAGUCCGCAUCUGCAGUCUCUGUACCUCCUCCCNUGAUCUCCUAUAAACGUUAUGACUUGGAUCUCAAUACCAUCUCUUGUUCGCCGAGUCAACCUCACUACAUCGCCCUCGGUGGUGCUCAUCUACACUGUUUCCUUCAUGAUCGCAGAAUGAUUGGCCGCGACAAAAAUGAUGAACGGGCGGCUUCACCUCUCUCCACUACUAACCUGUCCGACAUGGAUGAAGAUUUACUUGGUCAAGCCACUCGAUGUGUACGCAAAUUUGCACCUCGAGGCCAGCGUAUCAUGACGCAAAGAGAUUCCGGACAUAUCACCGCUUGUAAGAUCAGUGAUGCUUAUCCAAACGAGAUUAUAGUCAGCUGGUCUGGUGAUCAUGUCUACAGCUUUGACCUAGUACGCAGCCCGGAUGCCAGCGAAGCUUCCAGAGAACAGCUUUCGACAACCCAAUCAAGCAGCCAUAGAACGAGAGAAAGCAACGAAAGAAAACGCAAGAAGAGAACAGCAAGUCACCUUUCGCAUUCCCCUGGAGCAUCCUCCCGUGUACAGCCACGUCAACGAACCGAGGAAUCUACCGCAUUGAGAGUGAGAUAUCACAAUGGCCAAAGUGAAGACAUCCCGAUCGCUCGUUCCACAAGUCCUGUCUCGUCUCUACGAGAGAGUGUGAUGACAGACAGGCAAAGGAAGGCAUAUCGUCUUGCCAAGACAGUGGUCGAGCUUCGUAGGACCAUGUUCUCCCUCAGCGAACAAACGAUCGCUACUUCGAGCAGAGACUUGACUGGCCACGCUACGGAGUUCACUUCAGUGCGAAGUUUGGCCGCCACUAUACUGCCUCAAAUGCAAGAGAUUACUCGAACUUGGCGCUACCCAGUCGCUCCUGUCCAGGAGGAAGUCUUGCUGCAAAGAACGUUGCGCUCCAACAGAGAAUCUGCCUGGCGUUUCGUGCAAGCAUCUGGUGUCAUUGCACGAGCACUUGGUGGACAACCGCAUACUGCUAGCCAAGGAAUCUUCGACACGCCUCUUUUUACUCGUAUCGACCAUGCCCCGAACGAGGGCAGUAGUCUUAGCGACCGCGAGCGAUUUGGCUACGAUUUUGUCAAGGCCAUCUUCCUAUGGCUCGAUAGUGGGCUGGGAGCAUUAAUCGAUGGCUUCACCAGAUCUUCGGAUGUCGCUCGAUAUGCAUCUCGCUUACCGGUACCGAAGGACGCCAGUGCCGACGCGUUCGACGAGUGUAUCAUACCCUAUCUUCUGACUCACUCAUCCAACUCUCCAGUCUGCAAUGUUGAUGCUUCGAGAUUCGAGGUAGACCUGAACCGUAUUAUCUAUGAAACCGAGACCGACGCAGUAAGAGCAUUUGUCGAGGCUGUCAAGACGCCCUUCGCAGAUCUGUCAUCAGAUGAUCCCAUGGAAGGCGCACCUGAGUCCACCCAAAGACGGGGUGAUGCAUUAUUACACUGGGGCUUAAAAGUUGCUCGUGGAAUCCUCAUGAACGCUGGCGAGGGUGUCAAUUUUGCUCUCGUAGACCGAGCAUUUGGUGGCCUCGGCACAGGUAACAAUGCAGCAGCUCGGGAAGAUGCACGAUUACGAGAACGACAGCGUCAUAUUGACACUACCGAAGACGAACCUACGGCGGAGUUAAUGGAGGUUGUUGAAGCUUCGUCAGACCAAUUCUCAGAAGAGGAAGAUGCUAUUGCCAUGAGCGAGAUAAGAGCUGCCAUGGGAGAAGUCUAUCGAGGCCACUGCAACGUCAAGACAGUCAAAGAUGUCAAUUUCUUCGGCCUGGAUGACGAAUAUGUCGUGUCGGGCUCAGAUGACGGCAACUUCUUUGUCUGGGAGCGCAAGACAUCACGAUUGGUCAAUAUUCUUGAGGGAGACGGAGAGGUGGUAAACGUGCUUCAAGGUCACCCAUACGAACCUAUGUUGGCGGCGAGUGGCAUCGACCACACAAUCAAAAUCUUCUCGCCAGACGCAAGAGCGCGAGAAGCUGCUAGGCUCGGGCGAGGCGUUGAGGCAGUGGACAGCUCAACGUUCUCGUCAAUUUCUUGGAUGAGACGAAGAAGACAGAACAGACAGGGCGGCGUCACGUCAGAACCUGCAGUAGAUACAGAUGCUGAAGAACGAAACGCAGCAGAUGACGAUGAAUAUGUGGCACCGGGCGGACUGGCGAGCAGGAAACGCAUGCACNUUGAGUACCAAAUCACAUCCCAGAAUGAUGUGGAACGACAAGGAGGGAACCAAGAGACUUUCCUCACGAGAAGUAUGCUAGCCUCCCUGGCUCAACACCUCAGAAGACAAAGAGCCGAAGGAGGGGCUGAAGGAGAGGGCAGAGUUGUCAUUGGAGACGAUUGCGUUGUGCAA
Messenger RNA from Aureobasidium vineae, 2797 nucleotides. The record is from the annotation of a GenBank genome assembly. NCBI's taxonomy places the organism in Eukaryota, Fungi, Ascomycota, Dothideomycetes, Dothideales, Saccotheciaceae.